GCAGUUGGACUUCGGACACAGCCCCGGCCCCUUCUUUCUGGGAAAAGGUGCUCCGGCGUAAGACGCGAGGCGAAGCCUCCUCCCGGACCUUGGAGCGUUCCUGUUCUGGGCUCCCUUCCGGUCUUGUGGGCCCUGGUCGCACGGAGGAGGUCGCUUCCAGACAUUCUUUGCGACAUGCGCCGCAAGCAUGGGCCGAUCUUCAUGCUCAAGCUGGGCCCCUUGCGGCAAGUCUGGGUCGGCAGCCCGGAGUGGCUGAACAAGGUCUACGAAGCCGAGGGCUGUGCUGGCCGCCCGGCCUCUUUCAAGGACCCCUUCGGGAACUUCUUGUUCCUGGUGAAAGAUCCGAAGGAUGCUCAGCCCAUCCGCGAGAAGCAGAAGGCCUGGCUCGAGGAGAACCUUGAUGCCGCCGAGGUGGCAAAGGUUGCAGAGGCGGCCUUGGAGGAACACGUCUGGCCCGAGCUUGAUGCAGCAAGCCCUAGCAAG
This is a messenger RNA of Symbiodinium sp. CCMP2456, 483 nucleotides long. Lineage: Eukaryota; Dinophyceae; Suessiales; Symbiodiniaceae. The record is from the annotation of a GenBank genome assembly.